This is a messenger RNA of Thermothielavioides terrestris NRRL 8126, 2010 nucleotides long. RefSeq lists its product as uncharacterized. The record is from RefSeq and is a predicted model, not a curated record. The coding region runs from base 135 to 1973 and encodes 612 amino acids. The transcript has a single exon. Gene Ontology annotation, cellular component: membrane; endomembrane system. Lineage: Eukaryota; Fungi; Ascomycota; Sordariomycetes; Sordariales; Chaetomiaceae.
GCCAGCCCGCGCGGGAUGAGGCGAAAGGGGUGCGUCGAGACCCCAGCGUCCGGUCCCCAGAUACUGCCGUUCGGAGGGGAUAGCUAACUCCGGCGUAGCAAUCCUUCUUUGCAACGGUACUCCAGUGCGUUGCCAUGUACAUGGCCAUGCAGUUUGUCAUGAAGCAGUUCGCCGGCGCCCCCAAAACCGCGACGGCCCGUGACGCCUCCAGCCAGAUUCCGCCCUUCUCCGAACGCCCGGCGCAGUUGAACGAAGGUGCCGUCUACAACCCUGUACCGCAGCUUCUGGCGCCCAUCUGGCCCGACAACAGCGCGGUGGACAUCAUCGUCACCGUUUCGCCAUCGGUCGUCCUCACUCCACUGAAGGAUUAUCCCAAAGACGCCGUCGUGCUCCAUGAGAAGCAGUUUCGGAUCGGCAACUGGACAGACAAGCGCACGUCGGAGGGCACCAUCCACAUUCCGACGGCCGUCCAGCACAAUGGCACGCUCUGGGGACAUUUCUAUGUCGGGCUCUCUGGUGCCAAAUUGGAUCCCACUCUACCAGGCUACGAUACCGGCUCGGCGUACCACUUCGCUUACCCUCUUACGCAGUACAUCCCCAAGAAGAAGGAGGCGAAGACGAGGAAUCUGCUGAGCGACGCCGGCGAGUCUGCCGAGGCAACUGUGGAUGAAGAGCCCGAGCAGGUCGGGCCCGUGUUUGGGAACUACUACCACCCGAACGUGUCGCUGUCCUUCAUCCCGAAUUCCGGCGUUAUCUCCACCGCGCAGAUACCCCCGGCAGUUCGCCAGUUCUUGGCCGUCGAAGCCACCGGCGCGCGUGACGGAACGGGACAGAACUCGUGGUACUACCCGAUCCUCUUCGUCAACACCUUUUGGCAGCUCAAGUCCCAUAUGACGCUGCUCAACGAAACCGUCAAGAGCAUGCCUAUCCGCGUCGAUCUCAACAACCUGGCCGACUGGAAGUUCAAGACCAUGGCGUCGAUCGAGAUGAACGGGAGGGAGGCUGCUCGGCAGGCCGCCUACGGAAACGCGCUGCCCGGUGGCGGCGACGGAAGCGAGAUUGAGAUGAUCAAGGAAAUCUUCCUGGACACGAACCCGAUCCUGCUCGGCGUGACAAUUGCCGUCAGUAUCGCCCACAUGAUCCUCGAGACGCUGGCGUUUGGGUCCGACAUUGCACACUACCGCAAGAAGAAGGACAAUGUCGGCAUCUCGCUACGGUCGAUCCUCGCCAACGUCUUCAUGCAGACAGUCAUCUUUCUCUACCUGGUCGACCAGUCUCAGAACACCAGCUGGAUGAUUCUGGGCACCCAGGCCGUCGGCAUCGUCAUCGAGCUCUGGAAGGUCACCACAGUGGUCAAUGUGCGGCUGCGCCCAGCGCCGGGCUCCCUGCUACCGUACCGGAUAUCCUUUGAGGACAAGCACAAGCUCAGCGAGACCGAGGAGAAGACCAAGGAGUACGACGAGAUUGCCUUCAAGUACAUGUACCUGGCCGGCAUCCCGCUGCUCAUCGCGUACGCCAUCUAUUCGCUGCUCUACGAGACGCACAAGUCGUGGUAUUCGUACAUCAUCACGACGCUGGUCGGGUCCGUCUACGCGUACGGCUUCCUCAUGAUGGUGCCGUCGCUGUACAUCAACUACCGGCUCAAGAGCGUGGCGCACAUGCCGGCCAAGGCCAUGAUGUACAAGUUCCUCAACACCUUCAUCGACGACCUGUUCGCCUUCACCAUCAAGAUGCCCUUCCUGCACCGCCUGGCAACGUUCAGAGACGACAUCAUUUUCUUCAUCUAUCUGUACCAGCGCUGGGUGUACAAGGUCGACUACACCCGCGUCAACGAGUUCGGACAGAGCGGCGAAGACGAGGUGGAGGAGAAGAAGGCGACGGAGAAGAGCUCUCCUGCUGCCGUUGAGGAGAGCACUGCCAAGGCCACGGGGGCGGACGCUUCCAAGGCGGUCAAGACGACCAAGCGGAAGUAAUUUCGCAUGUAGGGCUGAUUGGAGAGGACGACACCGA